AUGUUUUCAUCUUUAUGUCACCAUGCCGUGGUGGUCUUCGCAUCGCUGCUGCUUUUGGUCAGCAGCCACCGUGUCAUCGGCUUGCGACGAGGCAUUGCCGAGAAGGAGACCCGAGGCAGCUUCUUGGAACCCGACCCUGCCCGUUGCGGAGAAGAGCUUCGAAUAUUCAAGAAGAAGAUACAGGACAUUUGCGAAGAGGACCAGCAGAAGGGUAAGACGGUUUCUGACGGAGGCUGCGAAGCGGAGGCGGAAGCCCUUGUCAGCGAUGGGGACUACGAGGUCUGGAGCCAGAGCUUGGUUCAGUGCGGUCCGGAGAAGACAAACCUCUUGCUUUGGAGUGGCUACCAAGAUGCGGAGCGUGAGGACGUGCUUCGGCCACUGCGAGAACAGGGCGGCUGUGUCCUGCACAGCCAGGAGGAUCCGGACACCCGGCUCGGCCAGCUCCUGAACGCUCCCGGGGUGAAUACCCUGAAGUCCUGCAGCUUUCCGAAGGUCAAGGCGUUUUGGGUUGGUGCAUCCCGGCAGUUCGCCAGCACCUGGGCGGCGAGGUCCCAACAAGUCGCCGUCGCGAUCGGCUAUCACAUUAAGCAAGGUCGGUCGUACAAGACGCUCUUUGACACUGUCUUCUACAGAAGCGAGCUGAAAGCAGCUGUUCGAGCCUUGAGGGGCACGCUGCAGGUGAGCAUCACCUUCACGCACCCCGCCAUGACAGCUGGCGACAUGCACGCAGCAACGUCCGUCAUCUACGAAAGGGCACGGCUGCUGUCCCCAAUGUCAGAGAAGUUUCAGGAAACCACCACAUGGCGCUGGGGUGCUUGUGCCAAAGAGACACUCGCAGUCUGCCACCCUCGGAAUCGCCUUGACCCUAACGAUGCCAGGUUUUUCUCUAACCUCGGGGUGAUGUACACAUUGGGUUUGGGGGUGGCCCGGGACUUUCAGAAGUCGCGGAAACUCCUUGAUCUCAGCAUGAAAAUGGGCUUCGCUAGAGCUCCCACCCUCCUUGGAUUGUUGUACCAGGGAGGGGAAGGGGGAGCGCGAGAUAUCCACAAGGCCAAAGAGCUGUAUGAGGUGGCCAUCAAAAGAGGCGAUGACCUUGCCUUCAGCAAGCUUGGAUACUUGUACGAGACUGGACAAGCUGUGGUCCAGGACUUCACCAGGGCCAAGGAAUUGUAUGAAAGGGGCAUCGAAAAGGGUAGCAUUGACGCCCGCUCUUGCCUUGGCCGCUUGUACCAGAACGGUCUGGGGGUGGCUCGCGACUUUCAGAAAGCACACGACCUCUUCGAGGUUGGCAUGGCAGACGGCGACGCUGAGGCCUUCGUGGGCCUUGGAAACAUGUGCGAGUACGGGCAAGGGAUGGCGACAGACUUCCAGAGGGAAAGGGGCAGCGCGGCCGCCCCCACUGCCCUCGGGAACCUGUACAGCCACGGCCUCGGGGUGGCCCUUGACUUUCAGAAGGCACGGGAUCUUUUUGAGCUGAGCCUGGAAAGGGGAUGGUCCGGAGCCCCCACCAGUCUUGGCCUCCUGUACCAGUUUGGGCAUGGCGUAGCACAAGAUAUCCGCAAGGCGAAAGAACUGUAUGAGCUGGGCAUCGAAAGAGGCGACAACUUUGCCCUCACCAGGCUUGGAUACUUGUACGAGACUGGACAAGCUGGUAGCACUGCAGCCUGCUAUGACCUUGGCCGCUUGUACUAUCACGGUCUGGGGGUGGCCCAGGACUUUCAGAAAGCACGGAAGUUGCUCGAGCUGGCCAUGCAAAAGGGCGACGCUGAAGCAUCCACCAGUCUUGGAACCUUGUACCAGUUCGGGCAAGGUGUCGCUCAAGAUUUCCACAGGGCCAAAGAACUCUAUGAGAUAGGCAUCGAAAGGGGAGAGGCUGCCGCCCCGGCUUUUCUCGGGAACAUGUACUACCGAGGCCUUGGGGUGGCCCGCGACUUUCAGAAGGCGCGGGAACUCUUUGAACUCAGCAAGCAAAGGGGAUGGCACAGAGCCUCUACCAGCCUAGGAGUCCUAUACGAGAAGGGGCAAGGUGUAGCACAGGAUUUCCAAAGGGCCAAAGAGCUCUAUGAGAAGAGCAUCAACAGUGGUGACAGCCUGGCCCCCGAACUUCUAGGACACAUGUACCGCGAUGGUGUCGGGGUGUACGAGAAUUGGGACAAGGCCAAGGAACUCUAUGAGAUGGGCAUCGAAAGGGGCAGCGCUGAAGCUGCGACAAGCCUUGGGUACCUUUACCAGCAGAUGGCUCACGCCAACAAGACGUCUACCGAGUACUCCCCCGACAUGCAAGAGCAUUAUCAAGGUAUAGCCUUACGCAAGGCCAAAGAGAUGUACGAGUUGGCCAUUGCAAGGGGUAGCACUUCUGCUUUGCGGUACCUGGCCCUUAUGUACAAGACCGAUCUGAAAUCCGAUAAGCUGGCAUGUCAGUGGAUGGCCAAGGCAAAAACGGCCGGGGACGGGCAGGCUGCCGGCAAAUUGGCCGAAUGGCAUUGCUGA
Molecule: messenger RNA, 2490 nt
Organism: Symbiodinium sp. CCMP2456
Lineage: Eukaryota; Dinophyceae; Suessiales; Symbiodiniaceae
Source: the annotation of a GenBank genome assembly